Molecule: messenger RNA, 186 nt
Organism: Neurospora tetrasperma FGSC 2508
Lineage: Eukaryota; Fungi; Ascomycota; Sordariomycetes; Sordariales; Sordariaceae
Exons: 2
Source: RefSeq, a predicted model, not a curated record
UAUGUAUGUACAAGCGUGGGGGAUGAUGAGGCUGGUUAUGGCUUGCAUAUGCGGCAGCGGAGAUUGGCCUUCCUCAGAGCUGAAUGGCUGAAGAAGAUGGGAUCUACCUACGACAACCUUCAGACGGUCGAUUACGCAGUUGACCAGACGAGUACCAAGACAGUGCGUGCCAUUGAACUCGAAGAC